Glycine soja is the source of this 931-nucleotide messenger RNA. RefSeq lists its product as uncharacterized. The record is from RefSeq and is a predicted model, not a curated record. Bases 94 to 651 code for a protein of 185 amino acids. The transcript has 4 exons. NCBI's taxonomy places the organism in Eukaryota, Viridiplantae, Streptophyta, Magnoliopsida, Fabales, Fabaceae.
CACUCUCUCUCUCUCCUUAUUCAUGUGCGUCCGUCUGUCUCCAUUCUUCAAUAAAAAAAAAACCAGAGAGAGGAAGAGGAGAAGAGAGCCUUGAUGGGAGAAAUCAAGGAAGAGUGCACGAGCCCCGACAAGAGGAAGGUGGCGUUGUACUCGAGCGGGGAGAGCAAGGCAAUCGCGAGUGCGUGCGAAACGGCGUCAUCGCUUGGAAGCAUCGGCCCCGAACUAUCGCAUCUCAGGUGGGGGAUGUGGUACAAGCUCCGAGAACUCGAAGCCGCCACUAAUGGGUUGUGCGAAGAGAACGUCAACGGCGAAGGUGGCUACGGAAGUGUGUACCGUGGCUUGUUUCCCAAUGGCACCAAGGUUGCUGGAGACCUGGAUCUGAUUUGCCCAAAGGGCUUGCAAAUAUGCUUGGUUGCUCUUUUGUCCAGGUUGAUUGACUUGGUUGAUCAGGAUCAGUUCUCAAAAUUGAAGCCUGUGGAAGGCCAAUUAGGCCAUGCCCUCACCACCACCAUGAAUAGAGGAUGCCAUCGUUCAACAAAGCCUGUGGACCUGCACUGGAUAUUCAGACUAAACAUUUCACCCCUUAUGGCUUGGUUCCACCACUCUAAGGGGCUGGUUGGCAGUAUAUCCUCUGCAACUUAUCCCGUGUGAAGCUGUUGCCACCGGUAGGGUAUGUGUUCACCACAUUUUGUUGUUGUCUGGCUUGUUUUUGCUCUAUUCAAUUUUAUUCCUACACAGGUUGUUGAGUUGUUGGGGUCAUUUGGAUAGGUUUACCUGUGAUUCCCACUAUUUGGCAAGGUUUAUUUUAUUUGUAACAAGCUGAGAGCUUAAUAGCCUUAGCUAGAUGGGAGUGUUAGAAUAUUAACAUUAUUACAUUAUUUGCCAUUUUAUAAUGACUCAUAUUUGUGUAUUUUUGCAUUUUAUAACUACA